GCAUGCAUUUCAUCUAUAUGCAGCACAUUUCAAGCGCCUCUAACACAAACACUGACCACAAGUAGUCAGAGCCUUUGUAAUGCAGCAGAGAAGCACAUGUGGAACCCAAGCUGUAGGUCUGGUUAAACCACUGGCUACCAGACAUGUGCAUGGUCUCAACUUGAUGGACAGUCACCCUUUUGGUUUAUUUCAUAGUAGAGGUCGGGACUCCUAAUAUAAACCAACGUUCUAUGCCCAAUCAUGACUCCGUUUGUGAUUCUAUCGUUGUUGCUUGUGCUAUUUCACUCGGCUGUAGCUCAGCAGAAUUCGACAGCCUGUGACGUGCAAUGUUCCUACGAAGAAGACUUGCAGGAGACCAACUGUGAUUCGAGACAAUUCGAAUCCAUACCUAUCGAAUGUAGUCAAUCUACAUAUUUGUCACUUCGUUAUAAUCAGAUCGCUGAAAUCGAACCUGGAAUAUUCAGAGAUUUCCUUCAUUUGGAGAGACUCAUUCUGUCUCAUAACAACAUUUAUCAAAUUAAUGCAAACACAUUCAAUGGUGCAUAUCAACUAGAAGUCAUCGACUUGACCUACAACCAUAUACAUACCUUCAAUCGGGAUGCACUAAAUGGCACAGAGAACCUUCUUUCCAUCGACCUAGGAAAGAAUAACCUCAGUUCCAUAGAGGGGGGGAAUUUUCAACUAGCACUGAACCUAAAGAUCAUCGACCUCUCCUCGAACCACCUGACUUAUCUCAGUCCUGCUGUAUUCCAAGAUUUAAAGAGUAUUAAAAAUAUAUUUCUUAACAAUAACAAACUUGUUGAUCUGCCUGAAAACAUCUUCAAAGACCAGUCAUCCUUGAUCUACUUAGACCUAGCCAACAAUUUUUUAUCCAGCCUACCACGUGAUAUAUUCAAAAAUUUGGUACAAAUAAAUAUACUUGAUCUUGAUGCAAACAGAUUAACGGCUAUUACUUUCACUCUCCCAACUAUUUUAUCUUUAAAGUUGCGUGACAAUGAACUAAAACAUCUCGGUAAUGCUUCGAUUGAAAACUGGACCGGCCGUGUUGGGAAUCUAUAUCUAGAAGGCAACCCGUGGGCAUGUAAUUGUUCUUUUGAGCCUUUUCGUUCGUUCAGGUUCAGAGUGUCACCAUACUGCGACAUACGUGAUAAUCCGGUCUGUGCCAGUCCUCUGGUCCUUGUUAAUCAGUCAUUAAAAAAUGUCAAUCAGACAUGUCCUCUUCAAAACAUCAGUUCGACAACCGAAGUUACUAAUGUAGGUGGAAGAAAUGGCCAUAUCAGUGAACAUUCGCGCUAUUCCUUCUUUGCUUUGGUAUUGCCUCUAGGCAUAGUAUUCUACUACUUAUGGUGAUUAUCUACAGAGGAUGUAGGCAUGGCCCAACUAUUUAACAUUCGUACAAUAAUCAAAUCACAGUUAAAGGACAUUCGACAAAAAGGCCCUGUGAUAGGACUCCAAGUAAGUGUCCCUUUAUUAAACCCACCAGCCCCUCCGAGCAAAAACAUUGGUAAAAGUGGAGAUGGAAUUGAAUUAGAAAUAAAUGGGUGUAGGAGAAAUCUGUGUGAUGAUUUUGGUUCCAUCCCAGUUGACACGAAGUCAGGAAGCCACCCGUGUCUCAACUCCUCUAAUGCCUCGUAUUGACGCCAU
This is a messenger RNA of Strongylocentrotus purpuratus (purple sea urchin), 1644 nucleotides long. Its product is annotated as leucine-rich repeat-containing protein 15. The record is from RefSeq and is a predicted model, not a curated record. Gene Ontology annotation, molecular function: protein binding. The coding region runs from base 241 to 1350 and encodes 369 amino acids. NCBI's taxonomy places the organism in Eukaryota, Metazoa, Echinodermata, Echinoidea, Camarodonta, Strongylocentrotidae. The transcript is spliced from 3 exons.